Molecule: messenger RNA, 897 nt
Organism: Prorocentrum cordatum
Lineage: Eukaryota; Dinophyceae; Prorocentrales; Prorocentraceae
Source: the annotation of a GenBank genome assembly
AUGGGAAGCGGCUUCGACCUGGCGCCGCGACGCCGACGCCACGGCUUCCACGCGCCCUACAGCCUGCGGCAGCUGAUCGCGGGCGGGGUCGUCCUCGCAGACGGAGUCUUGUACGGCGCUGCAAUCGCGAUCAGCCUGGAGCCCACCGUCCCCGAGCGCUUGCUCACCGUCCUGUUCUACCUCCAGUGGGUCGCCCUCGCCGUCUUCGGGCUGUCGGCGAUGGCCAUCGAUACCGCGGACCCCGAGGUCCUGGACGAUGGCCCCGACGAGUUGAGGACGAAUCCAGUCUUGCGAGUCGUCGCCAUGGCUCUGCUCAUAGACCCUGGCGUCGAGAAGGAGCGCGACAGGCCUCACUGCACCAGAGGUUGCAGCAGGCUGGUCAACGUGAGGAGCAGGCACUGCUGGGAGUGCAACAAGUGCGUCUCUGGCUUCGAUCACCACUGCCCCUGGUUGAACAACUGCAUCGGCAAAAGGAACUACCGGGUCUUCCUCGUGGCCAUCUGCCUCGUGGCCACCACGCUCUCCACGCUGCUCCUCGGCGGGGCGGUGCUGCUCCUGCGCGGGCUCUGGGCUCCCCUGGCCGUGGUCUCCUUCAACGUGCCGCUGCUCGUGCUCGACCUGCACCUGGUGGGCUACCACUGCUACCUCCCGGCGUCCGCCUCGGUGAGCGACGGCGACCCGCUGCGGGCUACCGCGUCCGUCGACUCGGGGCGGAGCGGCUGGAAGCUCCCGACGCACUCGCAUCUGGUCGGCCAAGCCGAGGAGUCCUGCCAGGACCUCGCCGACGGCACCGCGAGGCUGGAGGGCGGCUCCGCGGGCCCCGCUGGCGCUCCCGGCGUGCCGGGGGCCUGGCCCUGUGACGCGGAGCACGCCCCGAGCCCCGCAGACAUAGUGUGA